Molecule: messenger RNA, 618 nt
Organism: Seminavis robusta
Lineage: Eukaryota; Bacillariophyta; Bacillariophyceae; Naviculales; Naviculaceae
Source: the annotation of a GenBank genome assembly
AUGAACCAUACGUUUCCAUCUCAUCACCACCCCGGAGAAACUCCUUCGUCGAAUGGCGUUCAUGGCCAUGCUUCUACAGAUGCGAGUCGAGGAAUUUCUCGCAAACGGUCCACCAGCAGUGAUUCCCAAGCAGAUCAAGCGUGGCAUUGCUUUAAACGACUACGGCUGCAGACAUCGGAUGAAUCGAGUUAUCACAGUUGUACCAGUGGUGAAGACUCGGUGUAUGGAAACAACAGCAACAAUAACAACAACAUUCAUCAUUGGCGUAAUGGACUGCCCACCGAAAUUGGACCUCCACCACAGCAUCGGCAGCAUCCCGGCCAGCCCACAAGCUCCGAGGGAACUUUUGGACAGACAAGUAACAAUGGCACUACGAAUGGAGAUGGUUACUCGCACCUGAACAUUUUGUUGGGAUCUUUGCAUCAGCAACGGAGACAAAGAAUACAGCCUGAAGCUAAUACCGCUACAACCCAAUGGCCAGGGACAACAAACACCCCAUCGAUGAACACUAUGGGCUAUCAUCAUCAACAACAGUCCUAUCCUUUGACAGCUGAACCCCAACGUAAACUACCACGUCGCCAAUCUGUAAGGCUGCCGUGUGAUUCCAAGCUUUUGUAG